AUGUCCUACAAUAUAGCAAUGGUGUCUGAUUUCUUUUACCCACAAAUGGGUGGUGUGGAACUUCAUAUUUACCAUCUUUCGCAGCAACUUAUACAGUUGGGCUACUCAGUCGUUAUCAUCACUCACGAUUACAAGUCGAGAAUUGGUAUACGAUAUCUAACCAAUGGACUAAAAGUAUAUUAUGUUCCAUUUUUCAUUUUGUUUCGAGAAUCGACUUUUCCAACUGUUUUCAGUGCUUUUCCAAUCUUGCGAAACAUAUUCAUAAGAGAAAACAUCAACUUGGUUCAUGGCCAUGGUUCAUUAAGCUCCUUGUGUCAUGAAGCCAUUUUUCACGCAAGAACAAUGGGGAUUAAAGCUGUUUUCACCGACCAUUCAUUGUUUGGUUUUGCUGAUAUUGGUUCAAUUUUAGCUAAUAAAGCCUUGAAAUUCACUUUAAAGGAUAUCAACAGAGUGAUUUGUGUGUCUCAUACUUGUAAGGAAAAUACUGUACUAAGAGCCUCAAUCAAUCCUAAUAUAGUUUAUGUUAUUCCCAACGCUGUAAUAUCACAAGAUUUUAGACCUGAUUUAUCGAAAAUGAACCGAAAAUUAAAGCAAAAUAUUAAAAAAAUGACAAAUACUAUUAAUAAUAAUAGCGCUGAUUUAUUAGUUAAAAUUAUCCCAAUUAUAUGCUCAAAAAAUUCAAAAGUUCGGUUUUUAAUAGCAGGCGAUGGCCCAAAAUUUAUUGAUUUAGUUCAAAUGAUUGAAAUGAAUAGACUACAGGAAAGAGUGGAGUUAAUUGGCGAGAUUCGUCAUGAACAAGUUAGAGAUGUUAUGUGUAAAGGAGAUAUUUAUCUUCACGCUUCCUUAACUGAAGCAUUUGGUACUGUAUUAGUUGAGGCUGCAUCAUGCAAUUUGCUAGUAGUGACAACAAGAGUUGGCGGUAUUCCGGAAGUUUUACCCAAUUAUAUGACAGUUUUUGCUAAUCCCUCGGUAAAUUCAUUAGUUGAAAACUGUUUAAUUGCUAUUGAAAUGAUUGAUUUAAAAAAAAUUGAUACAUCGGUAUUUCAUGAUGAAAUCAAGAAAAUGUAUGAUUGGAUAGAUGUCGCAAGAAGAACUGAGUUGGUUUAUAAUUCAAUUCGAGAGGAUGAAGUCAAAAAACCUUUAUAUAUAAAAUUUCAAAUCUUUUAUAACUCAGGUUUAUGGGCAGGUAAAUUAUAUCUUUUAUGUGUUGUUGUUGACAUUUUUAUUUUAUUUUUCUUAAAUGUUUUUUAUCCAGUGCAAAAUAUUGAUAGAGUUCGAAAAUGGCCCAAAAAAAAAGUCUAUACAUUAAAAUAUCAUCAUUUAUCAUCACCUGAAUCGGAAUAA
This is a messenger RNA of Ascoidea rubescens DSM 1968, 1344 nucleotides long. RefSeq names its product phosphatidylinositol N-acetylglucosaminyltransferase SPT14 (gene SPT14). The coding region runs from base 1 to 1344 and encodes 447 amino acids. Gene Ontology annotation, biological process: GPI anchor biosynthetic process. The transcript has 4 exons. Gene Ontology annotation, molecular function: phosphatidylinositol N-acetylglucosaminyltransferase activity. Gene Ontology annotation, cellular component: glycosylphosphatidylinositol-N-acetylglucosaminyltransferase (GPI-GnT) complex. Lineage: Eukaryota; Fungi; Ascomycota; Saccharomycetes; Ascoideales; Ascoideaceae. The record is from RefSeq and is a predicted model, not a curated record.